GCAACCCGCCAUUAAAUCAAAAAGAAGACGAAGAAGAUCAGCUCCAGAGCACUUGCUGCUGUCAUUCAGUCUUUGUUGCAUUUAGGGACGUUUUUCCUUCAGGAUCCCGUGGAAAGAACGGAUUUUGGUUCUUUUAUUUGGUUUUUAAAACCAUGUUCACGCAAAACCUGCACUAAAUUAUAUGUUCUUCAAGACGUUCCAACGAUAAAUAAAAUGGAUGUAUGGCGACCAUCCGAUUAGUUUAAAAAGUACAAAAUAACCACAUCAAGAGAAGACUCUGCAGCUUUACCUGCUUCAACAAAGGAUCGUUUUGUCAACCCGACUCCGGUUUUACAUUUCAGCUGGAUUUACUAGAGAUUUACAGCGAUCUGGACAGUUUUUAAGAGGCUCUCUUUCAUAAACACAAGGCCGAUUUCUGUUGCUCAGAUCUUGUGAGCCAUCAUGGCCAAAGUGCAGGUGCUAAACGUGUCUGUUCUGGAUAACCCCAGUCCUUUUGGAAACCCGUUUCAAUUCGAAAUCACAUUUGAGUGUAUGGAGGACCUACCUGAAGAUCUGGAGUGGAAGAUCAUCUACGUGGGCUCUGCGGAGAGUGAGGAGUAUGACCAGGUCCUGGACUCGGUUCUGGUCGGCCCAGUUCCUGCAGGCAGGCAUAUGUUUGUGUUUCAGGCGGACGCUCCAAACACAGGGCUGAUCCCCGAGAGUGAUGCAGUGGGCGUGACCGUCGUGCUGAUCACAUGCACCUAUCGGGGACAGGAAUUCAUUCGCAUUGGUUACUAUGUAAACAAUGAGUACACAGACCCUGAGCUGCGGGAAAACCCACCUGUCAAACCCAACUACACACAGCUGCAAAGGAACAUCUUGGCGUCUAACCCUCGAGUGACCCGUUUCCACAUUAACUGGGAGGCUACUAUGGAAAAGAUGGAAGAUUCUGAGAAUGUAGACCCCGCCCCCAAUGCCAUGCUCCCGCCCACCUCCAUGCCUGGCAAAGCCCCGCCCUUUGGACUCAUGCCUGAUAACUCUAUGGACUGCUUAUAGAGCUUGAACACAACAACCACCUCAUACAUGAAGUAAUAAAUGUGUUAUUUUGGAUUUACAUGCCUGCAGUUCUUACAGUUGUGAAUGGACACACACACACACACUCAUCUCAGUCCUCUGGCACUUAUUGCUCUGAUCACACACACCUGAAGCGCUCAGGUAGUCAUGGGACUUUGCAGGCGUCGUCUUGCCCUCCCUGUCCUGAACAGCAGAGGGGCCGUACCUGCAGUACCAGCAGACAUGGACUGUUUUCUUAUGUUUCUUCAUGGUGCACAUCACUAGUGAGGUGAAUCUCAUGAAAACAUGUUUGGCUCACAUUUUUCCAUAACAUUAAAUAAAUUAAAAAAUUAUAUUUUGCAUAAAGACAAAGAAGCAUUUUAGGACCUUUAGUGUUUUUGCAUUUUGUUUAUAAAUGUUUUACCUCAAAUUGUCAUUACUAUAAUAAAAAAAAAUAUAUAUAAAAAUACAAAUAUAUCUGUAAUGCAGAGUUGUUUGUAAUAAUAAUAUAAUAAUAUUUGAUUUAAACCGUAAAGUAUUCAUACUUAAUGGUUGUGUUGAUGAAUUACUGUUGAAAAUCACUAUUGAGAAUAAUAGGAUUUACAAAAAGAAAAUGUGACCCUGUCCCUGACAUGUUUUGUGAGAUUCAUCCUGUGGUACUUUAUGAUCAGAAUCGGAGCAACUUUUCUGGGAAUAUUUUGCUUGGAUAUGAUCGAUGUUUGGAACUCGUCACAAUUCCAGCUCUGUUUCUGUUUUGUUGGGAUGUGAUAUUAUUUAGAAAAUUAUUUGGUUGGUUCUUUUGUUGCCUUGUUUUUCCACAUGGUAUUUGUUUAUGAAGAGUCUUAGAUUUAAUAAAUAUUAACUUUUGUCUUUAUAAAA
Molecule: messenger RNA, 1911 nt
Organism: Cyprinus carpio (common carp)
Lineage: Eukaryota; Metazoa; Chordata; Actinopteri; Cypriniformes; Cyprinidae
Product: anti-silencing function 1B histone chaperone b
Biological process (GO): DNA replication-dependent chromatin assembly
Cellular component (GO): nucleus
Molecular function (GO): histone binding
Source: RefSeq, a predicted model, not a curated record